AUGGAGGCGGAGAAGAAGACGCCGGCGGUGUCCGAUGUGGGCGCGUGGGCGAUGAACGUCGUCAGCUCCGUCAGUCUCAUCAUGGCCAACAAGCAGCUCAUCCACCACGCUGACCGGGUUCCACUUCACGGUCACGGCUCGUCGGUGGAUCUCCAACGCCACCGGCUACCCGUCUCCAAGCACGUCCCGCUCUGGGAGCUCGUCUGGUUCUCGCUCGUCGCCAACACCUCCAUCACCGGGAUGAACCUCAGCCUCAUGCUCAACUCCGUCGGCUUCUACCAGAUCUCCAAAUUGAGCAUGAUUCCGGUGGUCUGCCUGAUGGAAUGGGUGCUGAACAGCAAGCACUACACCACUAAGACAAUUGGCUCCUUUCAGAAGAAGUACAACAUUGGAUCAUUUGAGCUACUGAGCAAAACUGCACCAAUUCAGGCACUUUCACUUGUUAUACUGGGCCCCUUUGUGGACUACUACCUAAAUGGACGGUCAUUGUUGAACUACCCUUUUUCAGGAGGGGCAACUUUCUUCAUUCUGCUUUCCUGCUCCUUGGCCGUCUUCUGCAACAUGAGCCAAUACCUCUGCAUCGGCCGGUUCUCAGCAACCUCAUUCCAGGUCCUGGGCCACAUGAAGACCGUGUGCGUGCUGAUCCUCGGCUGGAUCCUGUUUGACUCGGCCCUCACCAUCAAGAACAUCCUCGGGAUGCUGCUUGCCGUGAUGGGCAUGGUGGUCUACAGCUGGGCCAUGGAAGCGGAGAAGAAGGCGGCAGCCCCGAUCCCCCGGAACAAGAGCGACAUGCUCGACGGCGAGGACGUACCCCUCAAGGCCAGGGUGAGCGACGUGCCCGCGGGCGACCUCGAGGACGGCGAGAGAUGA
This is a messenger RNA of Miscanthus lutarioriparius, 870 nucleotides long. The record is from the annotation of a GenBank genome assembly. Lineage: Eukaryota; Viridiplantae; Streptophyta; Magnoliopsida; Poales; Poaceae.